AUCAAGUUGGAUCCGAUGUCUCUGAUACGAGUUGUUUAUGUCUUGUGUUCAGCGGAGUACAGUGAGUCGCUGGGCAGCGAGGAGGCGAGCGGUAAAGACUGGGACGAGCUGGAGGAAGAGGCCAGGAAAGCUGACAAAGAGAGCGUCUACGAGGACGAGGACACGGCCAACAGGAAGAGGAAGAUCCGACCGUCCUCCGGCCCUGCGUCCCGCCCCUCUGUCCGCCCCUCUGCCCGCCCAUCGUCCCGCCCCUCUGCCCGCCCAUCGUCCCGCCCCUCUGCCCGCCCAUCAUCCCGCCCAUCGUCCCGCCCCUCUGCCCGCCCAUCAUCCCGCCCAUCCUCCCGCCCGUCAGCCUCGCCCAGCAAGAAGAAGCGACGGACCUAAAUGUCACACAAAUACACACACACACAAAUACACACACACACACUGCCAAACCCUAGCUGACCCUCCCUCCUGCCCCAACUGGCUCUUGUCGCCCGAACACUUCUUACACACACACUCACACACGAUGUGUAUAAAGACGUAGACGGCUCUUAUUUUGGUGUUGGUCAGUGAAGUGUCAACAGUGAGUCGGUCGCACACUUCACUCAUCAGCUCUUCUCCCUCUUCACUCCUUCCUCCUCCUCUUCCUCCUCCUCCUCUUGUUUUCCACUUCCCUUCUCCAUCCAUCUACCAGGGUUUCAUGUUUGUGUGUGUGUUUAAAUGGGUUUUUAAUUGCAAGCAUUGUUUAUUUUUUUGUUUAAAAAAAAAUAAGUUUCUUAACUAAUAAAUAAAAACAGAUGUGACCUGAUCCUCUGCCAAGUGUUUUAUAUAAAAACUGAGAUUCCCUCUCCUCCUCCUCUUCAUCAUUUCACCUUCCAGCCAUGUUUUCUUCUGUGUUCGUUCAGUUGUGGUAAUUAAAUGAAACAUUUCCUGUUUUGUUUAUUUGACGGGGGGGCAGACACAUUUUCUGAUAAUUCUUAUUUGAACGGGUUUGUAAACGUUUGCAGACAGAAACACAAACUGUCUCCUUCGCUCUUCUCCUCUGUCCCUUUUUCUUUUUCUUCAUUCUGAAUAGAGAUGUACUGUUAAUUCUGAAAAUCCUGUUUUUGUUUUUGUAAUAAAAUGAAAUGGAAUUGUA
This is a messenger RNA of Platichthys flesus (European flounder), 1120 nucleotides long. RefSeq names its product circumsporozoite protein-like. The record is from RefSeq and is a predicted model, not a curated record. NCBI's taxonomy places the organism in Eukaryota, Metazoa, Chordata, Actinopteri, Pleuronectiformes, Pleuronectidae. Bases 16 to 384 code for a protein of 122 amino acids. The transcript is spliced from 2 exons.